This is a messenger RNA of Cotesia congregata, 2532 nucleotides long. The record is from the annotation of a GenBank genome assembly. NCBI's taxonomy places the organism in Eukaryota, Metazoa, Arthropoda, Insecta, Hymenoptera, Braconidae.
AUGAAGCCGUCACGGAGAAUGAUUACGCAAUUGUUGGUAUUGUUCCUCCUGAGCACAAAGCUAACAUUCGUAUCAAGCGAGGGUGGCUUCAACAGUCAUGUAUAUAACUUAGACCUAUCCCCGUUGGACAAGAACAUCGCGGCGAUCUUCAACAAAGGUACAAAUAACUUGAUAACAACAAAACGAAGCUUACCAGCAUAUGACGGGCAAGUAUCCGACAGCUCCCGAUUAUCAACAGCCCCAUCUCCACUGACGACCACAGGGAAUCCUUUAUUAUCGUCAUUUAGAUACCCAGUGCCCCGAGUAACCAUCGCUCCAGCUUUCCGCGAAUUACCAUCUUACGCGCCGCCCUCUCGAGCGCCUUUCACCCCACCUUUACCCCCAGAGUACCUAAACCCGUUCGCAGAUAAACCAACUCUUCGGGGAACAAACUCGGAGUCUCACUCAGGCGUAAGAAGGCCAAUUCCUCCCCCGAGUUUGACUCCAGCGCACGAGCGAAUCCCCAUAAGGCCGCCCGACUUGGUCCAAAGUUCCGUCCAGCCCGAGAAGCUACCCUCCAGAAACAAAGCCUUAAACACCCCAAGCAAGGAGCAGAAAAUUCAUGACCCUCCUCACGAAGUCGACCGUAAAAACACCAGCAAUGAUUACCUCCCAGUUCUCCACACCUCGAGCAUCUCCCGAAUUCUCUCCGGAAGCAACGGAAGAAAGCAGGAGAACAUCCCGGACAUUUUGCUCCGUUCAAUGUCGACCAAAUCCCCGGAAAUAAACCUCCCCGCCGCGCCAACGACUCAAAGGUCCACAACCUCAUCAACGACUGUAAAGACCACCACCGGAUCAAUUAGAGCCGUAAGUUACCCGACAAUCUUCAACCUACCCAACACCCGCCAGCAGGAAGACAAAACCACUGACCAGGAUUCAAAACCAGAUCAAAUAGAGAUCUCAGGCGUCGAAAGACUUCCGUUCCCUCAACCACAGCCUCCAGCUCCUUCAAAAGUCCCCAUAGAAGACCGCAAUGUCCCACAAGUGGACACACAUCCCCUAGAAUCAACCUGGAAGAUAGUCUGGUCGCUCCACGUCUACGUAGCGGCCAUAAUGUUCACCCUAAUGGCUCUGUACUCAAUCUACAAGAUCUUCCGCUUCAACGAAGCUACAAAUCUACUCACUCAAUCCUAUUUCUUGACUGUUCACUUACUUCUAACAACAGUCUGCACCUUAAGGUGCUUCCACCUGUUCUACGAUGCUUAUAACCUGGACAGAUCCUUUUCAGAGCCGCUGUCGCAAGUUCUGAUGUAUCUUCCAGCUCCGCUUCUAUCAACAGGAUUUGGAACAUUAGUAGUUUAUCUAGCUAAAUGUUCAGAAGCGCCGUCGCUGAACAACAAAUUCUUAUCACCAAUGGCUCUAGCUUUGUUUUCAACAGUCCACAUUGUGCUGUGCAUCUCUCUUCAAGUUUCUUCACACGUGGUGGGAUAUGAAGGCGGGAUGAAGAUUUUCCCGCUGAUUUGUCAGUGUAUUUACAUUGUAGUCUGCGUAACUUUGGGAUUGUGCUACAUGUAUGUUUACCGGGUGGUUAAAUCGCAGAUUAAUUUGACGAAUAACAAAUCAGUUGGACCACAUGUUUCUGGAGAUCCAGCAAUUGUAGUACUGGGUACUGCGAUAACAACGACAAUUGCAACUGGGUUGUUGUUUAUUUUGAUGGGAUUCGUCCAACUUUAUGGAAUUUUUGGCGUAAGAGAACGCGAGCCGCCUUUUCCGUGGCUAUGGUGGGGUUGGGAGUUCUCAGUGCGGCUUCUUGAAUUAUCUAUUUGCGGAUUGCUCGCCUGGGUUGCGAGUUUAUCGCAGUAUCCAUUGAGAGAAAAGCAAUUGCAGCAGCACUCUGCGCAUUCUGGAUUUGCGCUCUUUCCUUGCGGAAGUUCGACUUCUACGGAGAACAUGGACGACGCGCUUUAUCCAGCAAUCUGCAGCACCAACCAAGCGAUCCAGAACUACACGAUGAGAACUGGAAAACAGGUAUACGAUGAUAGUUUCCCUCUGAAUACUCUCCCUGAGCACUUGAAUAUUUCCGGCACAUUUGAGAGACAUUCAAUUAGGAAGUCGGGCACUAUGGGCCACUUUCCGCACGAGAGAAGCUCUCUAAACCGGCAUGGAAAUGGAACUCAGACUUUGAGGAGUUCUGAGACUAGGAGACAACACACUCCUGUUCAGGGACCUGUUCAGGGAUCCUUGGCUGAUCAGCCGCCCGCUUCGGGGUCCACUAUGCUCGUCGCGGAAGACGGGUUUGUUAGGUUUCGCAGUCUCGGGGCGGAGGAAGAGGACCUCUCGGACUCCCAGAGUAUUGUUGGGACUCAUGGACGAGGCGGCAGCUCUCUUGCUGGAAGUGUCAGGUAUAGUGCCAGGCAUACUCCAGCGCACCAGCAUUCACAUCAGCACCCGCACCAAUAUCCUCACCAACACUCGUUACAGCACACGCAUUCCAAUCAAGCCCAUCACCCGGUACACCACCAGAGCCAUCAUCAACUCUACAAUAAUACGUAG